CAACACAGGAAGACCACCUUAUAGUUUCAGAGCGUUAUAGCACACAGGCAUUGGUUCAGUUUUACCAAAGACGGACAAGAAUGGCAGUUCUUUGCCGCGUUUUGAUAGUGCUUUGUUUUGUAUUCACUACAAGUAAAGCAAGUGUCGACGUUCGUGUGAUUGAUGGCUUCCAUGGUGRUAUACCAUAUGAUGGAGCUGUUCUCCGUGAUGACUACCAUUAUGAUAGCAUCCACGAAGAUUUCAGUUUUCAAGAUGAUUUCUUAGCUGGAGCAGCUCAAUCCCACCGCAAGCGAAGGAGCAUUGGUGGUAUGGGGGUACAGGGCCUCUCGGCCAGCCAGACCUGUGACGGAAUUACAUUAGAAUGGCUACCAUCAGGAUUACCAUACAGCCCCAAUUAUCCAUACAAUCAUUCAGAGUUCAAGCACUACAAUGUCUACCGUAGUAAUGUAUUCUUUAAAGACGUCACGGGGAUGACUCCACACGCUUCCGGUUUAACAGACCCUAAAYUACGUCAUACCGAGACAAGUGAGUGGGUGGACMGCUGGCCUACUGGCAUGGUAGACUGGUUUUAUGCUGUGACUAUUGUAGAUGGAAAAGGAAAAGAAGACAAGAGUGUCACCGUUGUUAAGGCGAAGUUCAUUGGGGCCUUUGMGAAGAAWGGCAAACCGUUUUUGAUGAUCCCAUCCAUGUUACGUGGUCGUGCCAUGCAUCAYAGYGUGGUAUUCAACGAUAAGCGAAACGAGUAUUUUGUGGCUUUUGACUGGGAUGCCAACUAUGAUGGUAUAGCUGACCAUAUUUAUGCUCUACGAUUGAACCAAGCUGCACGUAUUGUAGACAAGACAGUGUUAAAUAUCACUGCUACUCUACCAGGUUGGAUAGGAGGUGAUCAAGGGUGGCCGUCAGCAGCRUWUAAUCCAUCCAGUAAUGAAUAUCUGGUAAUAUUUCAUUUACGAUCGCUACGUCAYUUYGGUAGCAAUUACAUAAUCAUUGGUCAGCGGUUAUUUGCUACAAAGACUGAGAGGUCAGCUUCACCAGCAAUUGUGGCAAGGUUUGACGGGAACAUUGAUGCAAAAAAACCUAAGCUCCUUUACAAUCCUAAAACUGGUAUGACAUCAACAAUAAAUAACAUUAUCCUAUCGUAAUAUUACUGYUGCUAUCCAGGAGUGCGAUAUAAAUCUUUUUUCGUUUUUUGUUUGUUUGUUUGUUUUUUGUUUUUUUGUAGUUGUUAAAAUUCGUUGCCUGUGUUUGGCUAUAGCGAUACUCAAUGUUUUUAUUAUCAUAAUGUGCCAACCAUGAUCAGAAUGGCUUUUCACAAGUUGCUUUGUUCUAACAUCCAAUCGUCUACUGGUUGGCACAUGAAUAACACGUCAUAUUGAGUAUUUCUAUAUAUAAACAGAAGACGAACGUGAUAAAGACGCAAGACUUUUGGAAAAUUGGCGCCCAAUUAGUCUUAUAAAUGUUGAUGUUAAAAUAUGUAGUAAAGCACUCAGUGAUAGAUUAAUUAACAUUUUGCCGAAAAUUAUCCAUCCAAAUCAAGCAGCUUUCGUAAAGGGAAGAAACAUCCAAGAGCCUUUAAGAUAUAUAUCGGACUUGUUUGAUUAUUCAGCUGAACACAAUAAAUCGUAUAUACUUUUUGCUGCA
Exaiptasia diaphana is the source of this 1641-nucleotide messenger RNA. RefSeq lists its product as uncharacterized. Lineage: Eukaryota; Metazoa; Cnidaria; Anthozoa; Actiniaria; Aiptasiidae. The coding region runs from base 81 to 1142 and encodes 353 amino acids. The record is from RefSeq and is a predicted model, not a curated record. The transcript has 7 exons.